Lampris incognitus (smalleye Pacific opah) is the source of this 2154-nucleotide messenger RNA. It is a transcript of the gene gpr84, whose product is annotated as G protein-coupled receptor 84. The transcript is spliced from 2 exons. Bases 59 to 1324 code for a protein of 421 amino acids. Gene Ontology annotation, biological process: neuropeptide signaling pathway. Gene Ontology annotation, cellular component: membrane. Gene Ontology annotation, molecular function: urotensin II receptor activity. The record is from RefSeq and is a predicted model, not a curated record. NCBI's taxonomy places the organism in Eukaryota, Metazoa, Chordata, Actinopteri, Lampriformes, Lampridae.
GGAGAAUUAGCUGCUCCCCACGUCACCCACAGUCCUGCAGGAGACCACGACCUGAAGAAUGAAUGUUACGGAGGAUCCGAGAAACGACUCCUUCUCCUGCUAUCACCCUUCAGUGGUAAACUACCGCUAUUUUGGCGUGUUGUGGGGGUGCGUUGUGACCACUGUCGGUACAGUGGGCAACCUGAUGACCAUUCUGGCCUUUGCGCUUGAUUCGCGCCUGAGGACUCGCUUCAACCUGCUCAUCAUCAACCUGGCUCUGACUGAUCUUCUAUACUGCACCGUGCUGCAGCCCAUCUCGGUAGAUUCCUACCUCCACCUCCGCUGGCGUGGAGGCUCGCUCUGGUGCAAUGCCUUUGGGCUGCUUCUCUUCCUCUCCAACUCCGUCUCAAUUAUCACCCUCUGCCUGAUAUCUGUGAGCCGAUACCUCCUGGUGGAGAAAAGGAGGGUGUUUGAUCGUGUCUUCUCAGUCCCUGGCCUAAGCCUCCUCCUGCCCUCCACCUGGGUAUUGGGGCUAGCCAGCUUUGGCCCACUCUGGCCCGUCUUUGUGUUCGCCCCACAAGUGUGCACAUGCAGCUUCCACCGGACAAGAGGACGCCCCUACACCACUAUCCUGCUCUUCUUCUACUUCUUCAUUGGCCUCGGCUGUGUCGGCUUCUUCUAUCUCCUGAUUUACAGACGGGUCCGAGUUGCUGCACAGGCUCUCACCCGAUAUAGGCUCAGCCGCCGCUCCUCCAGAAGGAAACCAGCUUCAUCGACGCAUGGGACUGAGGAGGACAGUGGCGUCGACAGUGGGUUGGCCAACACAUGCAGCUGUGAAAUGAGCAGCCAGGAUGAACUGGCCCCAAACAAGGCCAUGGUGUCAUGGGAGAAGUCCCCCGGGGAAACCCAGUCUUCCCGCUCGACCCUGAGCUCCACUCAGACGUCACAGCCCGCAGAGAUCACGGCGUCUCCCCACGGCUCCAAGCAAGUGUCCCCCUCCCCUGGACCGGCUCCCGCCCCUGCAGUACCCUCUGCCUCCACCCACUCGGCCUCGGGGGACGACAGCGAGUUUAAACGCGUAACCCGGAUGUGCUUCACCGUGUUCUUGUGCUUCGUGUUCUGCUUUGUCCCGUUCAUGCUACUCAACAUAGCUGAUAAGCAUAACCGCGCCCCCCUGGUGCUGCACAUGUUCUGUGCAAACCUCACUUGGCUCAACAGCUGCAUCAACCCUCUGCUCUACGCCGUCAUGAACCGGCAGUUUCGACAGGCCUACCGCAUGCUGCUCAGUAGGGCUGCCGCGCCCUUUGCCUGCCUCUGGGCCUGGCCAACGGCUCCAGGCUCUUGAGUUGCCCGUCACAUGAUUACGGGACAUAAACGAGAUGAACUGGUCAUGAUAAAAAAAGCUUUUGCUGACGUUCUCAUGAAACGAAGAAGCACGUAAUGUUGAUAUGUUGAUACAACGCACAGACUGGGACCCCUGCUAGCUUCGGCUGCCCUUUUACUUGCCCUGAGGUGCGAUGUGCAUCUCACCAUAUUGAUAUUGGCUUUUACCAUCACAUUGUUUCCCUAUUUUUAUCAUGUUUGCUCAGUUUGUGUUAAACAUCUUGAUCGUUUUUACCAAUGACCCUGUUUACACUUGGUUCUAAAAUGCGUUUUGAGCGAUGGGAUCACAAGUGGACAGCGAGGCACAUCGCCGUUUACACCUGUGUCUAUCAGGCAUCUCCGAACGCGUCCUGCUGACCACCUGUGAUCAGAUUUCAUUACUCCGAAGAAGAUUUCCUGUUACGUCCUUGUCGAGGACACAUCAGGACGCAUUAGCGUUUACACUACAAAAGACAUGUGGUCAAAUGCGUCCCAGACCACCUCGGCAAGUGGUUUGAGGAACUGGUUCACUAAAAGUUUUGGUGGUCGUUUGCACUUGUAUUUAGCGCUGUCCACUUGUGAUCCGAUCGCCAAAAAAAACGCCUUUUAAAACCAAGUGUAAACGGGGUCAAUGUGUUAUUCUGCUUUUCUCUCACUGUUCCGUUUAUACUUUUGUACUUAUACUUUCACAUUUUUAUACUUACUUUUUUAUACUUGUAUACUUCCUUUUAACAUGAGCUGGGGCACAGCAAGUAAGAAUUUCAUUGUACUAUGUACUUGUACCCAUACGGAUGACAAAUAAAAUCUGAGAGG